Messenger RNA from Acyrthosiphon pisum (pea aphid), 2116 nucleotides. Its product is annotated as aquaporin AQPcic-like. The transcript is spliced from 8 exons. Gene Ontology annotation, biological process: transmembrane transport. NCBI's taxonomy places the organism in Eukaryota, Metazoa, Arthropoda, Insecta, Hemiptera, Aphididae. Gene Ontology annotation, molecular function: channel activity. The record is from RefSeq and is a predicted model, not a curated record. Bases 368 to 1294 code for a protein of 308 amino acids. Gene Ontology annotation, cellular component: plasma membrane.
GUCAAGCGGUACAUCGUCGUCGUCGUCGUCGUCGUCCCGAGGAUCCUAUGAGCCUUCCUCCUCGCCACCUCCCCUCGGCCCCACCACAGAUCCUACCGAAAUCCUCGCCAACGCCCCGGUGCGUACCACCCGUUGGACGAGACGACCCGGCGGUGCGACGGCGGUGGCCCCCAACACGGCGCACAAUCCGUUCACUAGUAAAAAACCAUCGUGUACGCGUGUGGCGCGACAAAUCCAAACCACUGUCCGACUCGUUGCCGGCAACAAGUAGUAUACGACGAUAAAUGGUAAAUUACACUGCCACAGAAGUAUACGCGGUAAAGCCUAUCAGUUAUCACAGACUGUUGACAUUCGUGGACCGGUGCAGAUGAACCACACAGCGUUGGCGUCCAAAGAGGAAGAACACUGCGAAGAUUGGAUCGCCCAAGACGUCGGUCAUCACCAAGAAAACAUUUGGUUAAAAAGAAUGAACUCAACUGAUAAGUUCCUUGUACCACCAACUGGAGAACAGAAAAUAAGCAGUGUUGUGUUCGACGUACCAAAGUCUGAAAUGAAAAGUACAGCUGAACCGAGCCAAUUUUAUGAACGGCAGCCAUGGCAAAAACUUGUAUCGAUAUUCUUAGCUGAACUGUUUGGUACCGCGUUUUUAAUGUUGUUUGGUUGUAUGGGAUUAGUUCCUAAAUAUCCGGGUGGAGAACUUGGUCAAUACAGUGGUGCUAUUGCAUUUGCUGGUAUUGUAGCUGUCACUAUUGUUAUUAUUGGUCACAUCAGUAAUUGUCAUAUAAAUCCGUGUGUUACAUUAUGUGCAUUACUUCUUGGUAAAUUACCAAUAUUAACAGCUAUUAUUUAUUUCUUAGCGGAAUUUUUAGGAGCUAUGAUCGGUUAUGGAGUUCUAGUGGUUAUUUCACCUUAUAAUAUUUUAAAUUCAUCAGAAUCUGGAGUUUGUGUAACAAGCCCAGUUAUAGGCUUGACUGCAUGGCAAGCCCUUUUAAUUGAAGCUAUAACAACAGGAGUUUUGAUACUUUUAGUAUGUGCUGUUUGGGAUCCUAAAAGUGGUAAUGGAGAUUGUGGUUCUUUGAAAUUUUUAGCUAUGAUAUUUAUGACAUCAGUUAUUGUUGGCCCUUUUACUGGAAAUAGUUUGAACCCAGCACGAUCAUUAGCACCAGCAAUCUACAACAAUUCAUGGAACAUGCAUUGGAUAUACUGGGUCGGUCCAUUUUCCGGAACAAUAACAUCAACGCUUUUCUACAAAUAUAUUUUUAUGGCAUUAGAUAACGAUGAACGAGUAAAAUAAAGUGAUAUACUUUUAUUACAGUUACGUAUCACAUACCUGACACUUGACAGCACUCGAAUUCAGUUUCUAUUGUCGUUCUUUUACAUUAAAUGCUGAAGUCAGUGUAAAUUGUGUUCUGUAAUAUCCUUUAUAGGACAUUCAUCUCCAUGUUUAUUUGUCUACUUAAUUAUAUUUUAGUCUCUACCAAAUUAUUUAGUCUUUUAAUUAUUUUAUUUAAUUUUGCUAGGGUUUUUAAACUGUAAAUGAGUUAACUUUAUACAUAAGCUAUGUAUACUUUAUACAUCAAGCUACAGUGUUGUUAACUCACAGUAUUACGUAGAUAUAUUUUUGUAAAAAUUAUUUAUAUUUAUAUUUUGGCAAUAACUUUAGUCAUUCAUUUACAAUAUUCAUAAUAUGUAUUAUGUAUUUAUUGCAAUGAUAAUAUAUUUUUAUUUUAAGUGCAUAAUAAAUUUAUUUUUUUUUUAUGUAUUUAUGAUUUGGAUCAUUUCAACUAAUAAAUACAGAAUACAUAUUAUGUUAAAACAAUAUGACAAUCUAAAAAUAAGUUUUAUAAUAGUAUGAAUGUUAAAUAUCAUCAUAUUCAAUGAUGUCUAAUAUUAAUAUUAAUUAUGUCUCAGCUCAAUAAGUGAUUAUUUUAUAUGUAUGGUGCCUAACCUUGUCUAUAAUAUUUUUUUUAUUAAAAUAUAGUAGUAUAUUAUAGUUAAUUAGUAAUAUUUUUAUUUUUUAUACUUUAUUAUUUUUUUUCUGGGAAAUCAAUGUUUAAAAUAAAACACUUGUGUGACAUAUAUUAUUAAUUAUUAAAAUGAUUUUAUUUUCUCACAA